AUGGGGAUUAAGCGACACAAUCAGGACUUAAAGACAGCCAACCUCCCUAAAAUAACACGGCCUGUGCCACAAGACAAAUGGAAGUUUGAAUGUGAGUUGUGUGAGCGCUCCUUCAGUGAAAAAUGGGCCCUGAACAACCACAUGAAGCUGCACAAUGGGGAGAAGCCGUACAAGUGUUCCUGGCCCUCCUGCCACUACGCCUUCCUCACCGUGUCGGCCAUGAAGGACCACCACAGGACUCACACAGGUGAGAAAUCAUACCUCUGUGAUCUAUGCGGCUUCGCUGGAGGAACGAGGCAUGCGCUCACCAAACACAGGAGGCAGCAUACAGGAGAGAGACCGUUCAAAUGCAAGUUCUGCUGCUUCGCCUCCACCACACAGUCCCACCUCUCCCGGCACAUCCGCGUCCACACCGGAGAAAAGCCCUACCGAUGCCCCUGGUGCGAAUACAGAUCAAACUGUGCUGAGAACAUCCGGAAGCACAUACUUCACACAGGAAAGCAUGAGGGAGUGAAGAUGUACAACUGUCCCAAAUGCUCUUUUGCCACCAACUCGCCCAAUGAGUUCAGGAACCAUCUGAAGGAGACUCAUGCAGACAUAGAGAACCCAGACUUGGCCUACCUACAUGCAGGUAUUGUUUCCAAAUCCUUUGAGUGCCGUCUGAAGGGCCAGGGAGCUGCUUUUGUGGAAACUGAUGUGCUGGGUUCCCCUGUGCGGCGAAAAUCAUCACUGGACUCGAGUCAAGACGACCCAGUGCAACAGGUCAUCAUUAUCCAGGGCUACAGCGAAGGGGAAGUCGCCAUUGACCAAGCUCUGGAGGAAUCCGCCGCUGCCACUCUGCAGACUUUAGCCAUGGCGGGACAAGUAGCCGAGGUGCUGCACAUCACAGAAGAUGGACAAGUGAUUGCAUCAGGCCGAGAGGUGGCUUCUGCCGGGGCGCACUUAGCCGGAGGAAGCACCCAGUACGUUGUUUUGGAGUCGGGGGAGGCCGGGGAGCAGCUGGCCGCAGAAGUUGCCAUUCGGGGACAAAGUCACGUGGUUUCUGAAUCGUCCACCGCUCUGGACGCCCUGCUCAGUGCCGUCACUGAAAUGGGACAACAAGAAGAGAUGCAAGGUGCUACUGUGGUUCACGAUAUAAUGGUCCCAGAGGCGACGGAAGGACUGGAGGUGGAGGUGAAGCAAGAGCAGGAGGAGGUGCGAAUGGUGCAAGGGACGGGGCAGGGGGGCAUGCAGGAGGUGAUCCAGCUGGCUGCCAGUCAGAUGCUUAAAGAAGGACUGACGCAGGUGAUUGUCAACAAUGAGGGCAUGCAUUACAUCGUGACAGAGCUGGACGACUGCACGCUACAGGUGGAGGAGGGGGUGUACAGGGAGGCCGGGGAGGAGGAGCAGCAGCAGCAGCAGCAGGAGGUGGAGGUGGAGGAGCAGAAGGAGAUGGUUGUCUAUGUGGACGGGACGCCUCACAAUGUGCUACUGGAUGGAUGA
This is a messenger RNA of Knipowitschia caucasica, 1482 nucleotides long. NCBI's taxonomy places the organism in Eukaryota, Metazoa, Chordata, Actinopteri, Gobiiformes, Gobiidae. The record is from the annotation of a GenBank genome assembly.